Molecule: messenger RNA, 1922 nt
Organism: Magallana angulata
Lineage: Eukaryota; Metazoa; Mollusca; Bivalvia; Ostreida; Ostreidae
Exons: 7
Coding region: 21-1922 (633 amino acids)
Source: RefSeq, a predicted model, not a curated record
AUGGUUUUAAUUUUAAAUAAAUGCAUAAUUUUGUUUUCUUUAAAGAUAUGCCUGGUAGUGGUCCUAAGAAUUAUCCUUGUACACUCUGCAAGAAGCGAACAAAGCCAGAUGAAAGGAGACCAGUGAAUAAAGACACCAGGAAAAUUCUACGAAAAUGUUUUAUGAUAGACUGUGCAGAUGGCGUUUUAUGCAGAAAAUGUCGACACAAGUGUGGUAAUUUAAAACCAACAUCAUCUCGUACAGAGAAGUCAUGUGUCCCACCCUGUGCAACUUCCAUACAGAGUCCUUUGGGAAAAAGUACUGUUGUGAGCAUGAAGAGUCCACCCUCUGUUACUUUGCCUUUACAAAGCACAGCAAAUACACAUGCCUACUGUGUAUUGUGUAGAAGACCUGGUCCCAAACUUGUUGUGGUUCCUGCACAGACCAGGUUCACCUUUUUCCUAGAGCAGAACAUUUUGAUAUCUUCAGGUGCUCGUUGUUGUCCAGCCCACAUUGUAAAUGACACCAUCAACACAGAGUCAAUAGAAAAUCUGGUUCCACCCAAAGAUACAAGUUUUGUCAACAGGACGACUAUCAUGGAACUUGUAGAACAACUUAGAGAAGAGGCCCUACAAAGAGGAUCCAAGAGAAUAGAUUUCGAUGACCCUUCAUCAUUGUCAGACAGGGACUAUCUCACUUUGACUGGGCUUAGGAAGUGCGACUUUGAUGACUUGCUAUUGCAUGUUCAAUCGGCAGACGUAAGACCAUCAAAGACAAGAACUGUGAGAACUUGCUUAGCAAUUUUUCUGACCAAAAUGAAGACAGCAAUGGACAAUAACAUGCUGGGAGUUUUGUUCAACAUGUCAAAACCUCAGAUAAGGCGAGCUGUAUCUUCUAUAAGACAAGUCCUGUCCAACAAGUUUGUCCCAAACCACUUGGGUUUCAAACACAUCACCAGAGAUGCUGUGAUUAGUGAGCACACAAGACCUCUUGCUAAGGAACUUUUUUCUCCCACCAUCAACCAAGCCAUACUGGUCCUUGAUGAAACAUACAUAUAUGUUCAAAAAAGUUCACAGUUUUCCUUUCAAAGGCGGUCAUAUAGUAUGCAGAAACAAAGACAUCUGUUGAAACCAAUGAUGAUUGUCACCACCACGGGGUACAUUGUUUCUGCCAUAGGACCAUAUUUGGCUGAUGGCAGAAAUUCUGAUGCCAAAAUCCUCAACCAUAUCAUUGGUACAGACACGGAAGAAAUCAAAACGUGGCUCGAAGAGGAUGACAUUUUGAUAGUGGACAGGGGCUUCAGAGACUCAGCAGGUGUAUUAGCUGAUCUCGGUAUCCAGAGGGAGAUGCCGUCCUUUUCACAAAAAGGACAUAAGCAACACAAAACUGAAGAUGCCAAUAGUUCUCGGUUGAUUACAAAGAUAAGAUGGGUAGUGGAAUCCGUAAAUGCAAGAAUUAAGACAUGGCGCUACUUGGCAAGACAGCUCCCGAAUUCUCAAAUUCCAUAUGUUGGGGAAUAUGUACGAAUCAUCAGUGCUCUCUGCAACAAAUACAGGCCACCUCUUAGCAGUGGAGAUGAAGAGAAUGACUUGCAGACAGCUGUAAAGAUGCGUCACCUCUCUACACAGACUAAUCUGCUGCAGACUGAGGUAGAAUCAAAUAAUUUGCAGAAGAAACGAUAUGUCUGGAGAAGGAUCGAUGACGAGAACAUUGAUGUCUCCGACUUUCCCCGAUAUACAGAAGAGGAAAUCCGGGAACUAACUCUUGGAGUUUACCAAGUUAAGUUGGCGAAACAUUACACCCAGGAACACAUGAGCCAAGAAGGACACUCCUGUGUAAAUCUUGAACUAAGCAAGAACUGGUUGGACUCUGUAUGUGAUGCAGCCAUUAUUCCUGAGGUUGUUGAUGAAAGUGACAGUGCGUCUGAAGCCACGGAGGAAUGA